GACAGAGCCGAGCGUCAAAACAGCUUCUCCGAGCCACGUUUUGGAGAAGCGUCCGAUCGACGACUGCAGCCACCCCGGAGAGCCUCCAGAUCCGCGGCUGGCGGUUCAGACGACCCACCUGCUGCGUGUCAACGCGCGGCUGUGCGCCUCUGGGACCCGCGGUGCGCUCCAAGUCCCAACUUGCGCCCGCUUUGCGCGCCUUGCCUUCGGCCUCCGGAGGCUGCCCUCCGCCCCUUUCCCGGGCCCGCCCCGCGCGGAGCCAGCUGUGCCUCCCCCCCCCCCCGGGCUGCAGGGUCGGGCUGGGGCACCCGACGGCAGGACUGCAGAGCCGCGCUGAGCUUUCGGGGCCACGGAUCGCCUCGACCACGCGGGGGCGCGCGCUGCGAGGGUGAACAUGAACUCGUGGCUCUUCCUGUCUCUGUGCGGCGCCGUGCUCGCCCCGACGGCUGCAGAACCAGACACCGAACCAACGCACGACCCCUUCAAUUAUGAUUAUCGCUCCCUGAGAAUUGGAGGGCUGGUUUUUGCCGUCGUCUUGUUCCUGCUCGGCAUUCUUAUUGUGCUCAGUCGACGCUGCCGUUGCAAAUUCAAUCAGCAGCAAAGAACCGGGGAACCUGACGAAGAGGAGGGUACCUUGCGCAACUCAAUCCGACGCUUAUCCACCAGGAUGAGAUAGAAGAAGAUCAGAACCGGCUGCUCCCGAGAUGCUGUCGUCCACCAGAUCCACACAUCGUUUCCCUUCCUGCUCCACAUGGUCCUCUCUCUAGAUCCUCCCUCAGUGAAAGACCCAGCCAACCAGGAAAAGCCAGGCCCGAGGCCUUCCUGGCCCUGCUGAGCCCCAGCCUCUCAUUCAGUUUUCCGCUUGGCCCCUGCUACUCGCCAGUGUAGAGACAUGGUUGAUCUCGAAGCUUAACAUUAGUGCUAGGCAAUGGGGGAUGCGGAGUCUGCAGACAUCUCAAGCACCUCUUCUCUAAAUUAUAACCGACAGCCUUCCCAAGAAAACAGAGAUGCAGUCAAGGAAUAGGGCGUGAUAGCUUGGCUAUGAAAAUAGGAGGGGGGAAGUCAGAGACCUGUGCCCCACCGGGGUAUACUUCUUCUCCUUGAGGGAGGAAUGAGUUAUACCUGUCAAUGAUUGGCACACGACAACCCACAUUGUGUCGUGUGAGAAGCCUUUUAUCCCAGUCCUGGACCAAUGGUGGCCAGCCUCCAGACUCAUCUGGGAGGGCAGGAACGUCCUGCCAAGUCAACUCUGCCAUCCCCUUGGAGAAAAACCUGCACCUUUGUUUCUUUACCCAUAGGAGUAAAUGAAUGAACAAGCAAUGGUUGGGGUUUGCAGCUAGGCUAGGCAGCCAAUUGGGAGCAAGUCAUUGGAGUUCUUGCUUGGAGGCUGUCUCUGACCCAGAGUUACCAACUGAGGCUGUGGGGAACUGCUUCCCACCUUCUGCUUCUCCAGAUGGCCCACUGGGUUAAAUGAGUGGCCUCACCCCUGAGGUAAUGGGGAAAGAUUCAUUUUAAAAAAGGAACCUUUCCAAAUAAUAAAAAUUAAGUGACAUCUUAGAGAGUGGCAGAGUUAUCAGUUGAGCUUCCAGAUCUCCAUUUUGCCCUUUCCUCCCCCCUGCCCUGUGCAGUGUGCUCAAUUGCUAGUUGUCAGAAUGCUGCUAAAAUCUUCCUUGGAUACUCAUCUAGCAAUGCUGGCUAGUCUGCUUGGAUUCAAAGCUCUCUUUUGAAUGCAGGAAUCUGGUCCAACAGAGGAGGCACCAGACAGGAAGGUGAGAGACAGAUUUCCCCUCCAGUGUGGUUUGUGUGCGGCACAACAGGGACAGAGGUGGCCAUGGGAUGCGUGCUCAUUUGGGCAUAAGCUUUUGUGGCACGUCAUGGGAAGGGGUGAAAUAAAAUAAGGGGAAUGGCGCCUGUUUUAUAUCACCUUUGUUCUCCUGAAAAGCUAUUUUCUCUAUUCAGCGUUAGCUCUUCAAUGUCUGGAUCGGUAAUACUCAGCAGCUGAGAAGCCACGUGUGGCUCUUCUGAGCACCAUUCUCCAAUGUGGCACCUGCUCCAUGUUUCAGGGAAGCGGGCAAGACCCUUGCCUGGCGGUGCUUGUGGUUGGCAUUAGUUCCCACCUUGAUACAGCCGCGGCCAGAGAAAGGGUAACCCGUGAGCCUCCACAAGGUGCAGGCCUCACACCAGGGAUGGAAGUAAACGUGGCCCUUUUUGUUGAUGCUAAAUGCAAAUAUGGUGUGCAUUUUUGCACGUUCUGACCACGUCAGCAUCAUUUUCCUUGCCCCUGCCGUGCCCCUCCCCAACUCCCAUUCUUCAUGCCGCAGGAGGUUAUUUUGGAGCUUUAAAAGUGGAAAUUGACAUAGCCCUAUAAAACGGACAAUUGGCACUGUCAGUUUGAAAGGUACUUAAGACAUUCGUAGGACCGGAGCAGCAUUCUGCAGUACUGAGAGAGUCCAUAGGGUAAAACAAAGGCAGGUUUUUCCUUGACUUCUGCAGCCGCUUGGAUUGGGUGAUACCCUAAUAACAAAUACAAUCUCCUAAAAAACUUUGCUCCAGGCAUUUUCUCUAAUGCAUCUGCUGUGUUUAGAAGUGAAUAGCUAUCUUGAACAGUUUGUUUGGUCUUCUGUAGACAAUGCAGGUCCUCAAAUCUCUCUUGGGUUUCUUUACAGUGACAAUUGGGUCUCUAGAUUUAAGUACAACAGCUCUCUCUUGCACACAGAGCCAUUUGUUUUCUCUCCAGCAGAGGGCGAUAACAACAUGCACUGGCUAGAUUAUAUUUUCUCACGGUGGGGUAACAGAUUUAGAUGUUCCUGCUGGCCGAAAGGCAGCGCUCGCUCGCUUUUUAGAGCAGCUCCAUGCUGGAAAACUCCCCAUCUGGCCUCAGCUUUGCUGACUGCUUUGUGUGUUUCUUCUGAACCCCAUCAGCCUAGCAAGUGCCUUUUAUGACAAUAAAAUGCUAAUUUCUCCAA
This is a messenger RNA of Eublepharis macularius, 2966 nucleotides long. Its product is annotated as phospholemman-like. Gene Ontology annotation, molecular function: sodium channel regulator activity. Bases 395 to 676 code for a protein of 93 amino acids. Gene Ontology annotation, biological process: monoatomic ion transport; regulation of sodium ion transmembrane transporter activity. The transcript has 8 exons. The record is from RefSeq and is a predicted model, not a curated record. Gene Ontology annotation, cellular component: membrane. NCBI's taxonomy places the organism in Eukaryota, Metazoa, Chordata, Lepidosauria, Squamata, Eublepharidae.